Messenger RNA from Rotaria socialis, 1446 nucleotides. The record is from the annotation of a GenBank genome assembly. Lineage: Eukaryota; Metazoa; Rotifera; Eurotatoria; Philodinida; Philodinidae.
AUGGCGUCAUCUUUUACGCAAAAUCUGGUACCCAACGACGUUAAUCGUUCAUCGAAGCCAAAGUCAUGUUCGUGUCUCAAUAUUACAAAAAUGAUUUUAGCUGCAUUGCCUACACUUGUGUUUGGUGUUUUCACAACUGUAUUCACUUUACAACAGAAUCUGGUGGCACGAGAAAAUCGCAAACAAGAUCAGCUGCAGGCCGAAGAGAAAAAUAUUCGUUCGAGCUUUGAAAACUUUAUAGACGAUAUAUCUGCGCUUUUACUCGAUCGAAAGUUUAACAGAAGUAAUCCUGAACAUUUAUUACAUAUUCGUAUUAAAACGAUGACAGUUCUUAGUUAUGUUGAUGCCGAUCGAAAAGUUGCUAUCAUUUGGUUUCUCUACGAAAGUCGCCUGUUACGAGCUGACCGUCCUGAAAAUGAACGAUUGCAUUUAAACGGUAGUGAUUUAAGUAAUCUUCAGUUCAUUGGCAGGCCGGCAAGUUUACUUUCGCUCUCCUUUUUGUAUUUACCCGGUGUCUAUGCAUCGAAUAUUGCUUUUCAAUGGUGUAAUUUGGUAGGUGCCGUAUUUAAUGAUGCAGUUAUGCCAAAUGCAAAAAUUAUUCACUCGUUGAUUCUUAAUAGUAGUUUUCGUCAAGUCUAUGCGCCUGGUCUCAUAUUGGGUGAUCUUGUAUUAUAUGGAAACGAUUUUCAAGGAGCUAUACUUCAUCGAGCAGAGUUUGCCAGUGGCAUAGAUAUAUUUGGAGAGAUCGAUUUGACGAAUUCUGAUCUACUUCAUAGCUUUAGAGCGCAGCAACUCGUAAGCGAUGCCAACAUAUUCGCAUAUCCUACGAUAAAUUAUCGCAAUGCACGCUUCUCCAAUGGCUCAUUUGGUCCAAUCGAUGAAUCGAAUCUUGUGAUCAAUGGAGGCGCAGAAGAUACAUGUCAAUCAAAAGAAAAUGGAACAUUUUGGGAUUCAAUAGCAUCCUGGCCACUUAUGACGAUAGGUCCUGUACACAAUGACAAUGACUCGUAUAUUUUGGACUCUUCCGUCUUAGGCAAUUGUUCAUUUUUUGCCCGAUCAUCGGGUGAACAAUAUCUCACACAAUACACCUUAUUAAUUUUGUUCUCUGUAUUGAUCGAUAGCGGCCAAGGAGCAUAUAAUAUAUCGGCAUAUGCGGGUUGCUUUGGUCAAGGAUCCAAUCAAAUCACUAUUAUCAUCAAUUUUUUUAAAGAUAAUAUGUUGACCCUUCGCAAACAACAAGUACUUAAAAUAGAAUCUGAGCCUCAACAAUGGACGAAUGUCACCGGAAAUAUUCCAGUCGACGCUCGUAUUAUGCAAAUAGAAAUUCAUUCGUUAAUAGUUAACUCAACAGGGUGGUGUCUUGUCGACAAUGUCAAGCUAAAUAUUUUCUACAAUAAAACUGGUCAGUUGAUUUUCAUAAGAUUGUGUUUUCAAUACGAAUCCUAA